AUGUCUUUCACACAGAAUUUAUCUAGUGCAAUUCCAUUGUUUCUGUUUCUAUUACUUUACGAAAGUGUGGAUGCAGAUAUAUCCUUAUGCCCGUUAGAUUUUUAUCAGGAGCAAAGUUCUGAGAAAAAGAUGGAACAACCACACCACGAAGAACAAGCCACUGGCUUAACAAUACAUGAUAUUUUACCUGAGGAUCCCAGUAAAUACGAUAAAAUGAGACCUCCAAAGAGAGAUGGAAAUCCCACUAUUGUUUAUUUUCACGUCACUGUCAUGGGUUUGGAUAGCAUCGAUGAGAAUUCGAUGACCUACGCUGCGGAUAUUUUUUUCGCUCAAACUUGGAAAGACCAUCGUUUAAGGCUACCGGAGAAUAUGACUUCAGAGUACAGACUUUUAGAAGUAGAAUGGUUGAAGAAUAUGUGGAGGCCUGAUUCAUUCUUUAAAAACGCCAAGUCCGUCAUUUUUCAAACUAUGACGAUCCCGAAUCAUUACAUGUGGCUUUACAAAGAUAAAACUAUCCUUUAUAUGGUCAAGUUAACACUGAGGCUUUCUUGUGCAAUGAAUUUUAUGAUCUAUCCCCACGAUACUCAAGAAUGUAAACUGCAAAUGGAGAGUUUAUCGCAUACUACCGACGACAUGAUAUUUCAAUGGGACCCAGAUGUGCCCUUGGUAGUGGACGAAAACAUUGAACUACCCCAAUUAGCUUUGGUAAAAAACUAUACAGCUGACUGCACUCAGGUUUACUCUACAGGCAACUUCACCUGUUUGGAAGUGGUAUUCGUAUUGAAAAGAAGACUGGGGUAUUAUUUGUUUCAUACUUACAUUCCCACGUGCUUGAUUGUUAUUAUGUCGUGGGUGUCGUUUUGGAUAAAACCUGAAGCAGCACCUGCUCGAGUUACUCUAGGAGUUACAUCUUUACUUACUCUAUCUACUCAGCAUGCUAAGAGUCAAGCUGCUCUCCCACCGGUGUCUUAUUUGAAAGCCGUCGAUGCGUUUAUGUCAGCAUGUACUGUUUUCGUCUUCAUGGCUCUAAUGGAGUACUGCUUGGUCAACAUAGUCCUGGGAGAUUCGGACGCACCCAAGCCUCCCCAGCCACCCAAAAAGGCCAGCGCGACGAACAACAUAUUCGAUGCGCCCAAGGAGAACUCCCUGCUACUAUGCGCCCCUCCAAAAUCGCCUCCGUCCCCCACUCCUGCGCAAAUACGGAGGAACAGAGCCAUCAACAUCGACAGAUUCUCUAGGAUAUUCUUCCCUUUGUUGUUCACCGUGCUUAACUGCACCUACUGGAUUUUAUUUGCUGAAUAUAUUUAA
Anoplophora glabripennis (Asian longhorned beetle) is the source of this 1308-nucleotide messenger RNA. It is a transcript of the gene ort, whose product is annotated as glycine receptor subunit alpha-3. Gene Ontology annotation, biological process: nervous system process; regulation of membrane potential; chemical synaptic transmission. Lineage: Eukaryota; Metazoa; Arthropoda; Insecta; Coleoptera; Cerambycidae. The record is from RefSeq and is a predicted model, not a curated record. The transcript is spliced from 9 exons. Gene Ontology annotation, molecular function: neurotransmitter receptor activity; extracellular ligand-gated monoatomic ion channel activity; chloride channel activity. Bases 1 to 1308 code for a protein of 435 amino acids. Gene Ontology annotation, cellular component: synapse; membrane; neuron projection.